AUGGAUAAAAGUUGGAUUGCCCUAGGUAGGAUGGCUGAUGGAAGGAUGAGUAAACUAUCUAAUGAUGGGGUCAAGUUAUUUCUUCAAUUUGCAAUAGGGGUUAUAGACCAGAAUGGAAAUCUGUUGUGCCCAUGUAUAAAGUGUGUGAAUGUUUAUAGACAAAAUCUUCAAAAUGUGGAAAUUCAUUUGCUCCAAUAUGGGAUUAUGCAAACUUACACUAUAUGGCACCAGCAUAGGGAACCCCGUGUUUCAAACGAGGCUUACCGUGAUGAUGAGAUGCGAGUUGAUGGUGAUGAAAUUGUAGGUGGUAUUGAAGCCUUAGUGGAAGAUCGAAUAAGAGGGGAAUCGACUGAUACAACCCAAGGGGAGGAAGUGAGAACUUUUGAUCAAUUGUUGACUGAUGCCAAGCGUGAGCUGUUCCCAAAUUGUACAAAUUAUACCUUGUUGAAGUUUGUGAUUGAGGUGCUUAAUAUGAAGGUAACAAAUCAUUGGACCAAUAAGUCAAUUGAUAUGAUGCUAGAGUUUUUAAGUAGACUUUUACCGAAAGAAAAUUUGGUUCCAAAGUCAACUUAUGAAGCUAAGAAAAUACUACGUGACUUGGGCUUGUCAUAUGAGCUCAUCCAUGCUUGCAUAAAUGAUUGUGUAUUAUUUUGGAAGGAGAAUGCAACACUAGAUAAAUGUCCGACUUGUAAGACAUCUAGAUACAAGAUUAGUCAUGGAAGGGGUAAGAAGAUCCCUCAUAAAGUAUUGAGGUACUUUCCUUUGACACCAAGGUUGAAAAGAUUGUACAUGUCAAGAAAGAGGGCUGAGGACAUGAUAUGGUACAAAGACAAACGAGUGGAUGACGAGAUAUUGAGGCAUCCCGCUGACAGUGAUGAAUGGAAGGAAUUUGAUGCACAACAUCCCGAGUUUUCCUUGGAGCCUCGAAAUGUGAGGCUAGGGUUUGCCGUUGAUGGGUUUAACCCUUUUGGGAACAUGAAAAACUCUUAUCGUUUGUGGCCCGUCAUACUCAUUCCAUACAACUUGCCACCUUGGUUGGUUAUGAAGGAUCCAUUUUGUUUGAUGUCAUUACUUAUUCUUGGAGAAUCGCAACCAGGGAUUGAUAUUGACGUCUACAUGCGACCAUUGGUGGAUGAGUUGAAUGAUUUAUGGACAAAUGGUGCAUUGACUUACGACGCCUCCACCAAUGAGACUUUUCGAAUGCAUGCAGCUUUGUUUAAGAUAGGGUACACUAACCAUCGAUGUUACUUGCCUGAGGACCACCCAGAAAGGCGAAAGAGUAGGGCUUACAAUGGUAAGAUUGAGAAACGGAAGAGAUCUUUGGAGUUGCCGGUGGAAAAGAUACAACACCAGUUGGACAACGUGGCAGGUGUCAUAUAUGGAAAGCAACCAAGUAAUAGAAAAAGGCCCCGUCAAGCACCUAAUUGGACAAAGGACACUAAGGCGGAGCGAACUGGAGAAAUUAGAGGACGUAUAAUAAACAUUUUAUGCAAGCUUGAAAAGAUCUUUCCUCCAGCCUUCUUUGAUGUGAUAAUCCACUUGGCUGUUCAUUUGCCUCGUAAGGCUACUCUUGGAGGACCCGUACAAUAUCGAUGGAUAUACCCAAUUGAAAGGUUUCUUGGAGCAUUAAAAAAAUAUGUGACCAACCGAGCUCGACCAAAAGGUUCAAUUGUCGAGGCUUACAUUGUCAAAGAGUGCAUUACUUGUUGUUCAAUCUAUGUUGAUGGGAUUGAAACCGUGCAUAAUCGACCAGAACGGAAUGAAAAUCGCGGUGAACGUCAACAAGGGUUGACAGUAUUCAAAGAAACUGCACGUCCAAUUGGUCUAAUCACACGAGAUGCUGAAAUGUCUCAAGAAAUUCGUGAUAUUGCUCAUUGGUUUGUGUUGUACAGCAGCGUAGAGAUUGAAAAGUAUUUGGAGUAUGUGUUUCAUUGA
Messenger RNA from Camellia sinensis, 1935 nucleotides. Lineage: Eukaryota; Viridiplantae; Streptophyta; Magnoliopsida; Ericales; Theaceae. The record is from RefSeq and is a predicted model, not a curated record.